Molecule: messenger RNA, 4082 nt
Organism: Larimichthys crocea (large yellow croaker)
Lineage: Eukaryota; Metazoa; Chordata; Actinopteri; Sciaenidae
Gene: gpr155a
Product: G protein-coupled receptor 155a
Exons: 16
Coding region: 311-2662 (783 amino acids)
Biological process (GO): intracellular signal transduction; negative regulation of BMP signaling pathway; G protein-coupled receptor signaling pathway
Cellular component (GO): membrane
Molecular function (GO): G protein-coupled receptor activity
Source: RefSeq, a predicted model, not a curated record
AAAUCGGGGGUUUAUGAAAGUUCCUGCGUGGGAACUCCAGUGGAAAUCUGUGUAACCGUGAAAUGUAACCGCUCCAUUAGUUAUGCCACCGAUUCUGUAACGGCUACUGUUUUUUGUGGUGUAGUUAAAUAACCUCACGUAGGAUUAUCGACGACCGACGCCGCGCGGGUCGCCGCUCAUCAGCUUAGCUCGCUCGCUAAAUGUCUCCUGACGUUUGACUGACACAUGGUGCGUGAGAAGGCAAAACUGCAACUCAGGGUGCGUGUCAGCGACGAGCUGUCUACGACAAUAACAUGACCGCAAACCAAGCAUGACAGCUGACACCUUAGAGAGGAGCGGUGCGAUGGACAGAAACUUUUCAUACGUGCAGAGGGAAGAGGACCCGGACUCCUCUGCGCUCUCGGGUACCAUGUCCAUUGACAAGCUCUUCCCGGCUCUCCUGGAGUGCUUUGGGAUCAUAUUAUGCGGAUACAUCGCAGGGAGGGCAAACAUCAUCACCUCCACCCAGGCUAAAGGGUUGGGCAAUUUUGUGUCCAAGUUUGCCCUCCCAGCACUGCUGUUCAAGAACAUGGUCCUGUUGGACUUUGGUAAUGUCAUCUGGCCAUUUCUCUGGGGCAUCCUCAUCGCCAAAGUCACUGUGUUUGUCAUUGUCUGUGUCCUCACGCUGAUUGUUGCCAGUCCUCACAGCCGCUAUAGUAAAGCAGGACUCUUCUCGAUAUUUGCCACACAAAGCAAUGACUUUGCUUUGGGAUAUCCCAUUGUUGAGGCCUUAUACCUGAGCACAUACCCUGAGUACCUCCAGUACAUCUACCUGGUUGCACCUGUGUCCCUGAUGAUUCUCAAUCCCAUUGGCUUCGCCUUCUGCGAGAUCCAGAAGUGGAAGAACCGGGGAAACCACCAGCAGAGCAAACUUUAUAUCAUGGGACUUGUAUUUUUACAGGUCCUGAAGAACCCCAUAGUAUUCAUGGUUAUCUUUGGCAUCAUCGCCCACUUUGUCCUGCACCAAAGAAUUCCUCCCUUCAUGGCUCAGUUUGUGGAUGGCCUGGCCAACUCUUUUGGAGGAGCAGCUCUGUUUUAUCUGGGUCUGUCCAUGGUGGGCCAGUUGGGAAAAUUAACCAGAUCCACAGUCGUCACACUGAUAUUACUUAUUACAGCAAAACUGUUGCUAAUGCCCCUGAUUUGUAAGGACAUGGUGAAUCUAUUGGACAAUAGCAACACCAGCGCUUUGAACCACUCCAGCCUCUCCAAUUAUGCCUUUCUUUAUGGAGUGUUUCCCACUGCACCAAGCGUGGCCAUCUAUGCUGUUUAUUACAACACAGAGCUAGAAGUUGUUACCUCUGGGAUGGUGAUCAGCACUUUUCUCUCCGCUCCGAUAAUGUAUGUCUCUGCCUGGUUACUCACAAUUCCUGGGAUGGAUCCUCAGCUUUUGAUGAAUUCACUGCAGAAUGUCAGCUUUAACAUAAGCAUAGUGAGCUUAGUUGCACUGGUAUGGACAAUUGCCGUCAUGUUUUUAAGUAAGAAAUUCAAGAGACUACCUCACAUGUUUACAGUCAACCUGUUCUUGGCACAGUUUCUACAUUGUAUUGGGAUGAUCGUGUGGAACUUUGUGGUGAAAGAAGACAACUUCGUUGGGCAGGUCCUGACUUUCACAUUAUUAUGUACAUCGCUCUACAGCACUUAUGUGUGGCCAGGUUUGAUAGCACUCUCUCUUGUUUUCAUGAAGAGAUUUGAGGAUCUGAAAGUUUCUCCAGGCGUUUUCGUCAUUGCAGGCUGGGGAGUUCCAGCCUUAGUAACUGCUGUGUUGCUCAUUUCUGGGGAGAAAAUGUCUGACACGAUUGACUCAUCAUUCUUUUAUGGAAAACAACAGAUAAUCUGCACCACAGUCGUAGUUGCUCUCAGUAUACUGCUGGGAGGGAGCUCGCUUGUGUGCCUCAGUAGAAAAAGCUGGGCACAAAAUGACAUCGAAAUCCCAGAGCGAGACUCUGCAAAUGAUCUCGUGACUGAAGUUGAAGCAGAAAACCAGACUCCGUUUGAGCCAGUCAACCCAUCAGGAAGUCCCAACAGAGCCUGCCUCAUAUUUGCUGUGAUCACCCCAGCCCAUGCCGGACAUGAUCAUCAUGGCACGCAUUUGCUCUUAUGUCUGCUUCUGACUGUCAACUUGCUUGCUAACUUGUCCAGCUGCUUGUGGUUGCUAUUUAACCGCGUUCCUGGUCGACUCUACUUGGAGCUGCAGUUCUUUUGUGCUGUGGCCAACUAUGGACAGGGUUUUCUCUCUUUUGCUCUCUUUGGGCUGGACAAGCAUUUGAUCAUAUUGCCAUUUAAGAAAAGGUUACACAGUCUGUGGUAUCGUAAGAAGCGAGAAGAGCAGCCACAGACUGAUUUACCUGAAGAUGUCAGGAUGACCUGCGUCCAGUUCACCAAAUACCACAAGGACCAAUGUUUUCAAGACAUUGUUCAAAAAAGAAGGUGUGGGAAGAGGACUAUGGUGGAGUGUUUUCUUGGCUGUGAACUUGUGGAGUGGCUGCAGCAGGUCGGGUUGGCUCAGGACCAUGGUGAAGCGGUACUCUAUGGAACACGGCUGCAGCAGGGCGGUGUGCUCCAACACAUCAAGCAGGAAUAUGACUUCGAAGACAGUCGGCUUCAUUACUGCUUCAUGUCCUAAAACUCAAGGGUCUUUUUUGUUUGUUUUUGUUUACCAAAAGUAAAUGGCAUUGCAGUUCAGAAGUGCAACAGAUGUGAAGCUUUAAUACCAAAAAGGCCAGUGCAUGAUGCCUUGCUUGGGGUUGGUGUAAAGGGAAAUAACAGUGUAAAGGUUAAAGGGAUUGUUUUUAACCACCUGUGUCUUAUUUUUGCAGUUUUACUUAUCAUUUUAUUUACCAGGUUAAUUGCUGAGAUCUUGAGUUGCAGCAACAUUGCUCCAAGGCUUAAUCAGGAACGAAAAAUGAGCAGUCAGAUGAUCUUGCAUGUAUGGUGAACCUGCUGUUCACCCUUCAAAACCAUUAUUUAGAUGUAGAACUGACAGUGGGAGUACUUGAAGUGGUAGUUACAUCAGUCAGAUAGUCUGUGCUCGUUGCCCUGUUUGACUCCAUUGGAGUGCUGCAUCUUUAAAUCUACAAUGAAGCCAGUGAUGGUGGUCUUUUAACUUUCAUUUUCAAAAAUAACACAACUAACAGGUAUUACGCAUUUUACAGUGAAACAGUGUAAUUAGAUUUCUUUUAAGACUUUUAAGGUAGUUAAUACAUACACUGGUACUUAUUUAUGUUGCGUCAUAGUGUGGGUGACAAAGUGCAAAGAGCUGGCCUCAAAAUAAAUUAUAGGUCCAGGUGAAAAAAAAAAAAUCCCACUACUCUGCUGAAUGUAUUAUUUCCUUUACUGGACACUUCAGGGUGUAUUAUCGCUUUUCUGCCAAAGAAAAAAAGGGAAGAUGUUAACUCUUCAUCCAUGUUAUAGCGUUUAUUUAUCGUCAAUUUAACUUAUGAUUAAGUUAGUAUAACAUGAAGCAUAAGUAGCUUUAAUAACCUGCAGUUCAACAUGACUUGGCAUUUAUAUAGAACAGUGGUUACACCUUUAGCUGUAUGCCAAUUCACUAUUUCAACAAUCAACCAAAAAGCAUUUCCCAUGUUGCCACGACUGCUAAAAUGGUUUUAUUUUUACUUUUUUUAAAGUGACAACAACAAAAGUAAACUGCCAUCACUAUUAAUAAGUGCUAACCAUAAUGUGGUAACGUGGCCCAAAGACUAAAUGCUUGAAGAAAUGAGUCACACAGCCCAGGGAGUGUUAAUGCAACGUUUAAAGAGUUCAUCUGACUUUGAAAACUAUAUUUUUCUUUUCCACAAAACCAAAAGUUGAAAAACUUGUGAGCUGUCGUGAUUCAUUUUUUCCUCUCAGGUAUAUAAGUAGAAAACUAACCAUGCUAAAUGACUGUUAUUGUGCUGGCUUUCUUAAGUGCACUGGUUUGCAUUUAUUUUUAAAUCAAUCAUGUUGAGACGGGUGUUAAAACGAUUUUAUUUUAUUCUGUAAAAAGCUGCUUAUUUAUGAUAUAGAUUUGUUUUAAAAUAAAACUGUAUUACCAAACCCUCAAA